AUGCAAACAAAGGCUAUCAUUCAGGUUAUGGAUGAGCAACAAAGCUCAUCUCGAACACAGAUAUUGUCAGCUAAUACGUUGACAGCAGCCUCUGGAGAUGUUAUUACCGUAAUUCCUGGAGCUCCUAAAGCUCAAGUUUCGACCGCAUCUUUGCCCGCACAGCUGUUGUAUGCUUACGACUCUGAUCUUUCGCAGCAUGCUAGUUUGCUACCACUACCAAGCGAAAACAAGGAACAGAAAUUAGUACCAUUACAUGAGUGUUCUUCUUCUCACACAGCUAAAAAUCAAUCCAACUCAAUUUCCAUGGGCAAAAGUGAUUCUAGCACGCAAACUGAGAUUUUAUCUCUUAAUACAUCUGCUAAAAUCUCUGUCAAAGAAUCAAAACUUGUUCCAGAACGAAAGACGAGAAAGAAAGUGCCUGUUAUUCGCUCAUUUAGAUCUACUCAAGAGUUAUUCAGAAUCUAUCUUCAAACUGACAUUAAUAAUAUUCUCGUUAAAAAUAUAGAAACAAAUACACAUUAUCGCCAUCUAUGGUUCUUAGCAUUGAAAACAUCUGUCUCUACCUCAUCCUUCCUCCUCCAAAUACUCGAACAAAUAGCACAGUACAUCUUUGAUUAUAUUUCUACUCAAUCGGAUAAUGAAAUAUUUAUCGAUACAAUUAUUUCCAUCUAUACAGAUAUUGCUAAUCUUCUUUCUUCUGUGUCUGAAGAAGCACAACAACGACAUUCCCUUUCGUCAAUCUAA
This is a messenger RNA of Didymodactylos carnosus, 744 nucleotides long. The record is from the annotation of a GenBank genome assembly. Lineage: Eukaryota; Metazoa; Rotifera; Eurotatoria; Philodinida; Philodinidae.